GACAGACAGAGAGACACUGACCAUCACAGCAGAAGACCAGUGGAUAUUAAACUACUUCAUAUCAGGGAGAAUAAUGGGACUGCACAGUGUUGAGGAACUGGUGUCUGGUAAGAGGUCAGAGGGCAAAGAGGCAGACAACUUCCAAGGUGGCGUGUACGAGGCGGGCGUGGAUCAGGAGAAGCAGGAUGAGCGCAGGUCCGACAGGGAGCUGGUGGGCGGAGCUCUGUCAGAGGAGAGCGACAGCGGCAGCGAGCACGAGGAAGUCAGCGUGGCAGCUCUUAAUACGGAUAAAAGCGGCCGGUUGAAGUUGGAGACGGUGGACGACCUGUUCAACAUCCUGCAGAUGAGGAAGAGGAGAAGGGAGAGGAAGGCUCCCGUCCAUAAGAAACAACAGCCCGAGCCUGAGACUGUGCCAGAGACUGUGGAUGAGCAGCUGUUUCUGACAGCAGCCAUGGAGAACAAACUGCCUGUUGUGGAGAAGUACCUGAGUGAUGGAGGAAACCCCAACGCAGCCGACCACUUCCAGAGAACAGCGCUGCACAAAGCCUCGUUCAAAGGACACGUGGAGGUGAUGAGAAGACUCCUGGAGGCCGGCGCUGCCAUCGAGAAAAAAGACAAGCUGGAGGCCACAGCGGUCCACUGGGCCUGCAGAGGAGGCAGCCUGCCGGCGCUGCAGCUCCUCCUCGACCAGGGAGCCAAGUUCUCCUACAGAGACAAGUUGCAGAGCACUCCUCUCCAUGUUGCUGUGCGGACCGGACACUGUGAUUGUGCUGAGCAUCUCAUCCACUGUGGAGCCGACGUCAACGCCAAAGACAGAGACGGAGACACGCCCAUGCACGAUGCCGUGAGAAUAAACAGAUUCAAGAUGAUUAGGCUGUUGAUGAUGUACGGGGCCAGCCUCAACACAAAGAACUGUGACGGAAAAACUCCACUGGAGACGCUGUACGCGUGGCAGAACGGAGCCAAGAGCCUCCUGUGUAACUUCAACAGCAAGGACAAGGCCAACCAGUGACCCGACAUUCCAGUAAAAGCAGGACUUCAACAUAAUAUCCAGCCACAUGAUCUACUGGCUCUAACCCAUUCUAGUCAUGUCCAUACUGCGGCUCACCAAGCACACGUCUGUUUUUAAAUAGCUGUUUAUCCAGCGAGGCUGCGCCAAGGGUUCACGUCACAUUCAAACUGUCUCGUAUGUUGACUGAGGUAUCGACCCCCUCAGGAAAAUAAUCUAAAGUUGGCUCAGCUGGAGCGUUUGGGUGCUGGAAGACAUCUUAACUAAUAGAGCAUCAGUCAUUAACUGGUUCAGGGAUUUGAACUAUACAAUACUGAACAAUAUUGGCUUUUGGCAAGGUAACAUUUUCACAUUUGGCGGCAGGAACUCGAAGGAGCCUUUUAAUUAACACUGUGAACUCUAAUCAGGAUGUUGUUAAUAAUGUGACCAUUAGCACCGAUAGAUUCAUUGAAUCGCCAAACUUUGCUGGACAAUGUCUCGGCUGACAGCAUGAAGAUGUUUUCUUCUUCUUUUUUUAAUUGCUACUUUAAGCUGAGUUUGAAGUCAGCGAUACUGCAUUGAGAUGUAUUUAUUGAUUAUUGACUUACUGUCAGCAACCAAUUUAUUGGGUUUGAUUGAUUUAUUUCAAUACUAUACACUUAAUAUCUGAGCUGAGUGACUGUCGAGUUAUACUGUGGUUGGUUUGGUGGAUUCCUUUGGUCAGGUUUGAACCAAUUAUAUUAAAUUAAAAUUUAUCAAUUUUCAUUUACUAACUAAUGAAAACAACUGGCACACUGUCUUCACAGUCCCAUUGGAUCAACAGUCUGUGGAUCGACUCCAGUGCCAAAAUACAUUUAAUUAAAGCUGCAAGCAGCGAUGAAUGGGCCCUCACCCCGGCACGUCGGGCGUACUGGCGAUUUAUAUUUAACCCUUGGGUUGUCUUCCUGUCGACGAUGCAACUUUUUGUUCUUCUGGGUCAACAUUUUAGUUGUUCGCAAUUUGUCACUUUUCCCGGUAUUUUUGUCGGUUUUAUGAUGUUUUUGUAGAUUUUUUUUCCGCGCUUUAUUUAUGUUUUCAUCUAUGUUUUUCGCUGCAUUUCUGAAGCUUUUUCCGGAAUUUUUGACACUUUUUUCAAUGUUCUUUUGUCAUUUUUUUUUCAAAUGCUAUAAAAUUGAAUAAAACACCCAAAUUCAAUGAAAGUAGUGAACUGAUCAGUUAUUUUCCUUGUGAAGAGCGUCAUAUGGAAGCAUCCACGUUAUUUUCUUUGACAAUUUGGUUGAAAGAAACCCAAAUUUGUGAUGUAGAAACUUUUUGAAAAUGGGUCAAAUUUGACUCGAGGACAACAGGAGGGUUACAUUUUAAACACAGCCUCAGAGGAGCAUGGGGAACAACUGGGCCGAGUUUCUUCUAAUUCAGAAUAACUGUUGCCCAGAUACGCAACACUUCCUGUUUUGACUGCCACCUUCAGGAAGUUGGUCCUCUAUAACUUGCGCAUUUUUUUUAACUAUCAAAAUUCUUUUGAUAACUUUUUGUUGUGAGGGUCCACCGUGUAUACAUGCAAUAUUUCGUGCAGUUCGGACUGAUGCCCUAAGAGGAGUUACAAAAAGUAGGUUUUGCAUACAUCGCGAUUUACCAAAUUAUUAUAAAAAAUUAAAACAGGGGCUGGUACGUGGUAGAGCGCGCACCCAUAUAUAGAGGUUUACUCCUCGACGCAGCUGCCACAGGUUUGACUCCGACCUGUGGCCCUUUGCUACA
Messenger RNA from Perca fluviatilis (European perch), 2743 nucleotides. Its product is annotated as ankyrin repeat domain-containing protein 1-like. Gene Ontology annotation, molecular function: protein binding. The transcript is spliced from 9 exons. Lineage: Eukaryota; Metazoa; Chordata; Actinopteri; Perciformes; Percidae. The coding region runs from base 74 to 1012 and encodes 312 amino acids. The record is from RefSeq and is a predicted model, not a curated record.